AUGGGAUCUGCGCAAUCUACGACACGGGCCGAAGGCGCCGAGUUUCUCCUCCCACCUUUCAGCCGCGAUAUCACGACAAGCUCUCCAGAGGCCAAGAAAUGGGUCGAGGAUGGCAUAGUCUGGUGCUACGCUUUUAAUCAUGCAGAGGGAGCCCGAUGCUUUGAAAAGGCCAUCGCUGCUGACCCAGCUUGUCCCCUCGCCUACUGGGGUCUCGCCUUCGCCCUAGGUCCCAACUACAACAAGCCGUGGAAGCACUUUAAUGGAGACGACCUUAAGCAAACGGUUGGCCAGGUGCUUGAAGCGUUGAAAAAGGCUGAGGCACUAUCUUCAAAGGCCACUCCUGCUGAGCGCGCCCUCACCAGCGCCCUGCGACAUCGCUAUCCAGAUGACGCCGAUGCUACCAACAACUACAAGGUCUGGAACCGCGCAUAUGCUGAGGCUAUGAAGCCAGUGUAUCAAGACUUCAAGGAUGACCUUGACGUGGCGACACUAUACGCGGAUUCUCUCAUGAACCUAACACCUUGGGCCUUGUGGGAUGUGCGGACAGGAAAGCCGGCGCCUGAGUCAGAGGUAUUAGAGACACAAGGGGUGAUUGAAAGGGGACUGGCUCAAGAUGGCGGAUACGAGCAUAUAGGCCUUUUGCAUGCCUACAUCCACGUCACCGAGAUGUCAGCCGAGCCCGAGAAGGGUCUUGUCGCGGCUGAGCAUCUCCGUAGAUUGGCAGGAGAAGCAGCCCAUCUCGCGCACAUGCCAUCCCACCUCGAUAUCCUCAUCGGCGACUACCGACGAGCCAUCUCUGCAAACACCAAAGCCGUGUUGGCUGAUGAAAAGUAUGCGGCUCUUCGUGGAACCGGUGACUUUUACACCGUCUACCGCAUGCAUGACUACCAUUCCCUGAUUUACGCUGCCAUGUUUGCGGGUCAGUACGGGGUUUGCAUCAAAGCCGUAGAUCGGAUGGAGGUAGCGCUUCCAGACGAUGAGCUACGGCCUAUGGCUGACUGGUUGGAGACUUUCCGGUCUGUCCGUCCACAUAUUCUGAUCCGGUUUGGCAAGUGGCAAGAACUCAUCGAUCUUCCGCUUCCUGAGGAUCAGGAGCUCCUGUGUGUGACGACGGCGAUGAUACACUAUGCCAAGGGCGUGGCCUGGGCGGCGACAGGCAAUGUUGAGGAAGCUGUCAAAGAGCGGGAGCUGUUUCUCGCGGCAAAGGCGAGAGUGCCUGCUAAUCGGAUAGCAUACCCCAACACGUGCUCUGACGUUCUGGACGUGGCCGAGGCCAUGCUUGACGGCGAGCUUGAGUAUCGUCGGGGCAACAUUGAGCUGGCGUUUACCCACCUUCGCAAAUCGAUUGAAAGAGACGACGGUCUGCGCUACGCUGAGCCGUGGGCAUGGAUGCAGCCUGCCAGACACGCAUAUGCUGCGUUGCUGAUGGAGCAAGGUCGUAUCGAGGAGGCAGCUGAGGUGUACCGAACUGACCUUGGACUGGACAACAAGCUAUUCCGAGCGAGACAUCACCCAAACAACGUAUGGGCGCUGCACGGAUAUCACGAGUGCGCGGUCAAGUUGGGCCUCAAGGGCGAGGCCAGCAUCAUCAAGCAACAGCUUAAGACGGCCAUGGCGUUUGUGGACGUGCCCAUCGAGUCGUCGUGCUAUUGCAGAAGGGACGUGUCCCAAGACAGUUGCAACCCACGACGUGGACGACACAAAAACUUGGCCCACGAGACCCCGCGUCUACUCAAUUCUCCCCCAACACCAUCAUCACCCUCAACCUCACUACUUCCCCAGAGAUAUACCAACUUACCAUAUGCCUCGUCCUGUAAAGAAAGGCGCCUGAUCCGAGACGCCGACCCGGUUCAGUACAUCACCAUUCACUUCCGCUGCUGUCACUAUCUCUGGCUGACACUCACUCCGGUUCAACACCAGGAACUACCAGAUCCCGAUAGCCCACGUCGCGCCCUCACAGACCAAAGGAUAGCCCGUUUAUUCCACUCGUACACCGCUGAAGUAUCGCAAUGGUACGACUUGAGCGACUCAACGGGCGCCUUUGGCAUACUUGUUCCCAGCAUUGCUCUAGACGAGCCACUACUCUUUUGCGCCAUCAUCGCACUCUCUGCCAUGCACGCCUGUAAGACCUCAGCAAAAAGUUUUAGAAAAAUGGCCGAAUUUUAUCAUCACCGCUGCGUGCAGAGGCUCAUCGAACUUGACCAAGAGGACGAACUCAUCACCCGGGGAGUUGCCCUCACAGCGACAUGUCUUUUGCGAUCUUACGAGAUUCUUGACGGUGACAUCGACCCAAACAGGCACCUCCGAGGCGCCUACUCCAUGGCGCCCCUCCACGAUGUGCUAUCUGGCAAUCUGCAACCGGGACUGCCUGGCGCAGGCUUCUGGAACUACCUGAGAGAAGACAUUACCUUCAGCUUGUUUGAGAAAUGUCCACUCAAGAUGGAUUUGGCCACCACUCCGCUUCUAGUCAACCACCAUUCAGCCCAAGAUUACCUCAACUCUAUCACCCUGAUUCUUGGAAAGAUCAUCAACACCACAUUCGACCGUGACUUGACGGAUUCAGAAUGGAUUUCUGCUGUGGAAAUGCUAAGUCAAUGGCGAGCAGCCUGUCCAGAAAUAAUGCAACCCUUUUCUCGAGAACAAUCGGAGCCAGGGGCCAUCCAUCUGUUCCCAGCGGUGUGGUUUUUACAGCCAUGCCAUGCGGCAACAAUGCACUAUUACCUUGUCGCUCUGACUAUCCUAUGUGUCUACGCAAGUCUGCAGAACCUUGAAGACUUGAGGAAACUGGACCUUUUUGGUAUCGAAGUCGAGUCCAAGGACCAACUUCUGGACGCCUUUGCGGUCGAAAUCUGCGGCAUCGCUUUCACCACAAAGAUACCCUCCGUUCUCGUCAAUGCCUUUGGCCCAAUUGCAUACUGUGCUAGAUUCAUCAGCACUGAGCCCGCCCGCCAAGAACUCGCCCGACAGCUCCUCGCCUGCAAGUCCAGCAUCGGAUGGCCGGUGGAACGGCUCAUAAAUGAGCUCAAGUCUUUCUGGGGCGCCGAAGAGACAAACUGA
Molecule: messenger RNA, 3057 nt
Organism: Fusarium vanettenii 77-13-4
Lineage: Eukaryota; Fungi; Ascomycota; Sordariomycetes; Hypocreales; Nectriaceae
Exons: 6
Coding region: 1-3057 (1018 amino acids)
Cellular component (GO): intracellular anatomical structure
Molecular function (GO): protein binding
Source: RefSeq, a predicted model, not a curated record